Molecule: messenger RNA, 4781 nt
Organism: Miniopterus natalensis
Lineage: Eukaryota; Metazoa; Chordata; Mammalia; Chiroptera; Miniopteridae
Source: RefSeq, a predicted model, not a curated record
AUCAGGCCUUUGUGACACUGACCACAAACGAUUCCUAUGCCAAAGGAGCCCUGGUGCUGGGCUCAUCUCUGAAACAGCACAGAACCACCAGGAGGCUGGCCGUGCUCACCACCCCUCAGGUCUCAGACUCUAUGAGGAAAGUUUUAGAGACAGUCUUUGAUGAAGUCAUCACGGUAGACGUUUUGGACAGUGGUGAUUCUGCUCAUCUUACCUUAAUGAAGAGGCCUGAGUUGGGUGUUACGUUAACUAAACUCCACUGCUGGUCACUUACACAGUAUUCAAAAUGUGUGUUCAUGGAUGCAGAUACUCUGGUCCUAGCAAAUAUUGAUGAUCUUUUUGAGAGAGAAGAAUUGUCGGCAGCACCAGACCCAGGGUGGCCUGACUGCUUCAAUUCUGGAGUCUUUGUGUAUCAGCCUUCGGUGGAAACAUACAGUCAGCUGCUACAUGUUGCUUCCGAGCAAGGUAGUUUUGAUGGUGGGGACCAGGGUUUACUGAACAUGUUUUUUAGCAGCUGGGCAACAACAGAUAUCAGAAAACACCUGCCAUUUAUUUAUAACCUAAGCAGCAUUUCUAUAUACUCCUACCUCCCAGCAUUUAAAGCGUUUGGUGCAAAUGCCAAAGUUGUGCAUUUCCUGGGACGAAUCAAACCGUGGAAUUAUACCUAUGAUCCUAAAACAAAAAGUGUUAAAAGUGAGCCCCAUGAUCCCACCAUGGCUCACCCAGAGUUCCUCAGCCUAUGGUGGGACAUCUUCACCACCAGCGUUUCCCCUCUGCUGCAGCAGUUUGGCCUCGUCUCAGACACCCACUCACACCUCAGUGUGGAAGAUGUCUCCGGAGCCAUAUCACAUCUGUCCCUGGGGGAGACCCCGGCUAUGGCACAGCCUUUUGUAUCCUCGGAAGAACGGAAGGAGAGGUGGGAACAGGGCCAGGCCGAUUACAUGGGAGCAGAUGCCUUUGACAACAUCAAGAGGAAACUCGACACUUACCUCCAGUAGAAACACUGCCACUUCUCCAUGGACACAUCCACUUCACAGGCACUUUUUUCUGAUACUUAGUGUCUAGAGCUGGGUCUGUUACAGUUGCUAGAGGCUUUCACUAAAAUUCAUCAGAUAAGGGGUUUUUGUAGGACAACAGGUGAGAACUGGGCGGAAGUUAUGAAGUAGCAAUUCUGUUACACAGACAGAGGCCUGUUUUUAACCCCAGGUUUACUCAGCUGAUGAUUCAGAAAUUCUCAGGCUGAAUGCCAACUUAUGUGGUAGGGGAAACUCAAUCUUAAACUAUUAAAAUGGCUCUAUCAGCUCUUAAAAUGCGCUGAGCCUGGCAUCAAACCAGUCUCCCUUCAGGUUGGGACACGGCAUCUGUCCGCCUUGCUGUUGCUCCUUCGCUUAGAGUUAUCCAGGGCUGCCUGAGUGAUUGCCCCUCUGCCUUCACGUGAAGACAGCCUGGAACACUGCUGCGUGAUUCAUAAGCACAUCAACAAAUGCCAUUAACCCAUCUUCUUCCCUAGCCUUAGUGUCUGAAGAUGUCCGUUUUCUAUGUACAGUGAGGCAGCAAUGCUAAAGUGCUUUUGUUCAGUUCUGUCUCUCACAGCAGCAGUGGCACCUUGUAUGAAAAAUAAAGACUUAUUGCCAUAGUUUGGUUGUCUAAUAUAAUUAAAGAUUCUUACUCCCCUUGAAAAAAAAUGAAUUGGGGAACUUUUCAUAAUUUGUAGAAUCUGUGUUUUUAAAACCAGUAUGAAACUUGAUACUGGAAUAUAUACUUUGAAAAUUGGUUUCCAGAUAGCCAAAUAUAAUUAAAUCUAGAGUUCUCCACUGGUGGAUGGAUCUGAUAGAUGAAAGUGAGGUCAAGUUAAUCUGCCACCCACAUUGCAUCUCCAUAGGAAAUGGGUAUUCAGAUUUAGCACGUUGUAACCUUAAAGUCGUCAUGGGUUCAUUGUCAGUCUGAAUAUAUGCACUAAUAUUUCAGGACUGAUAGAAGCAAUACUGGACCCUAAUGUCUCCUAGUGUUUUUAUCCACGACUUAAAAUGAUAGAAACCUAACGCAUAUUUAUUAAAUGUACAGAUGAUUCUAGGUUGCAAAGAUGGCAAGUUAGGGGAGGGUGGGUAGGAUGCAGAAUUACCUUUUAAAACUAAAGUGAGUACAGUAUUCAGAAAUCAUUCCAUUGAAGAAAACAGGAGAGAUGACCAUUACCAGAAUAAACUUUAAAGGGAAGAAACUUUAGAGGUUUAAUUGGGCAGAAACUUGCAGUGGCUUUUAUGACCUAACCUUAAGAUCACCCUCCUUUAUUUCCACGAUACCCUGCUGGUUACACAGGUCAGCCCUGUUCAGUAUGGGUGUGGAUGAAGACACGGGGGUAUGGAAUUCUAUAGGCUGGGAUGAUUGGAGACCACCUUGGAGGCUGUCUACCACAAGAGCUCAAGAAGAACCUGUGGAUUUACCUAAAAUUGUAAAAAAUUAUUUCUGAAGGAAAAAUAAGCUACAAUUAUUUGAACUGGUGGAGAAUCGAGUGGCUAUGAUCUUCAAGUACCAUAAAGCACUACCAAAGACUUAAGUGCCUCCGUGUGCCAGGUGCUGUGCUCCGAAGUCCUCUCGAGAUACUCCAAGGAUCUCUACAUUGGGGGGUAUGAGCUGAACUCUUCCAGUGAGAAUCCAAAGCAUAGAGAAAUACGGGUAAUGGAAAUUCAUUUCAUUACAGUGUAACUUGCAAAUGAGCCUUUAUUUCUGGACAAUAUAAUUUCAAAGUUCUGUAUUACUUUCACAGUCCCAGUGGUCAAAGAUAAUUGUCUGGUUUCAAGGAAAUACUUGAGCUUAUUCCAGAAAUAACAUCUACCAAAGUAUUUAUUCAGUCACUUUAGUUUCACAUCAAACACAAUUUGAGCUGACAUACACAUUUAAGACAGACAACAGAAUAAUUCACUCAACAAGCAUUUAUUAACUACCUACCAUAUCACACAUGUGACAGGCAUUAAAAAUACAGGACUGACAAGAUACAGUUCCUUAUAUUCUAGUAGGAAACAGACCAAAAGAGAAACUAACAAAUAUAAUUACAAAUUGACAUUAAUACAAGACCCAACCUUAGAGUGGUCAGGAAAGAUCUAUAAGAUACUGAUUAAGCUAGAAAGAAAUGCGCUGAGAUAACCAGAGAGGAGGGGAGAAUAUUCCCUGAGAAAGGAGCUGUGAGCAAAGGCGUGGAGCAGGCAAGGACUUGGUGGAAGAACAGGAUUCUAAGGCAGGAUGGAGAGGUAGAAAGUGGCUUCGUAGGCCCAGGUAUGGGCUUUGGAUUUUAUUCUGAAUUCAGUAGCAAUUGAUUAAAGUUUCAUUUGUGUAAUUUGUAUCUAAUUUUUUUAUUAAAGAGAAAGGGUAGGUACAAAGUAAGUGAAAGAGUAUAACCACCCCCAUCACCCAGCUUCAAUGGUCGUUUCAUCUGUAUCUCCACCAAGUCCGCCCCCCCAGGCCAACACACCACACUAUUCGGAAGCAAAUCUCAUAUAAGAAAUUUCAUAUGAAAUAUUUCCAUAUAUACCUUUAAGAUGUAAGAACUCCGGAGGAUCAUCACACCAAAAAACUUCAAAUGUCUGCAUUAUUUUUUAUUUCCACUUUGUUCUUAUCAGGAUCCAAGUAAGGCCAUACAGUACAGCUGGCUGAUACAUCUCUGGUGGAAUCUUCUGUUUCCUUACCCUCCCUUUUUGUUUGUUGUUGUCUCCUUGCAAUUUAUUUAUGGAAACCACAUUCUGCAUUUUGCCAUGUUUCCCUGUAUUAUAUUAAGGUGUGUGGUUCUGGCAGUACUUUAUAGUGGUGUUAGCUACUUCCAAAUCACUGGUUACCUUCUUAUAUUAACUUACUGAUGAUCAUUACCUAGAUACAUUAUUUCAUUAGGGAUUUCAAAAUGGUGAUACUCUUAUUAGCUGGAAUAUUCCUGCAUACUUCAUUCAAUACUUUGGCUAUCCUGAGGUUACACUUCUGUAUGACAGGAUAAAUGUUUGAUUCUUUCCCUUCACUCACAAGUAUGCAAAAUAAGGAAUUGGCUCCCUAGCAUCCUCCAAGGUAACCAUGGUGGUUUUGAGGGGGUUUUGUUAUAGUACCAGUAUGAAUAAAUUUUAAUAGCGUUUUUGUUUCAAUCCGUUGCAGUUACUUUUAAAGAUGGUCUAAUUGUCUUAACCUUUGUGACUUAUAUUUUAAGAACACUGCAUUUUGCAGCUGGUGGAAAAUAGUUUGAGGCUAGAGUUGAUGGGAAGGCCAGUUGACUGUGGCCCUGAUCCAGCACAGCUUCCACCGGGCGAAGGCAGUGACGUUGCUGACGGACUGGACAUUAAGGCUGAGGAAAGAGGAGUCAGAUCAGGGGCUGAGCAACCGCAUCUCCACCUGCCUGCUCCUGGAAUCACCAGAUCAUGACAGUUUCUUGGGCCUCAUCACUACAGGUUUUGGUUCAGUAGGUCUUGGGGCGAGGCCACAGUAGUAUCUCCACUCUAAGUAACUCCCGAGCACUCCGAUGACUGCCCCAAACGACAUCUGAGAGACCCGCUUGAUACAGAGGAAACACACUAAACACAACAGGGAGUCAGGCUCAUAGCAGAUGUAUGAAGAGGCGAGGUGGUUGGUUGUCACAUAGCAGGGACUCAACUUCUAACUAGUGAAGGCUUCACAAAACAGUCUCAGCUCCUCGAGUGAUGUAGGAAACAUCACAGCAUCUCUAAUUGUGUACUAUUUGCCUUUUUCAUGUCACUGAGACUUGGGACAUUAAGCUAAGCAAGACUUGCUUUAAAUAAAAUAGUCUGCCAUGA